AACCCACAGCCGGUGGCAAAAUACCUCUCUCGCUGUUUUUGCCUCUCCACAUCUUCCUCCUCCUUCGGGUCUCUGCAAAACCAGCUCCAUACUCGAUCCUACAGAACCCCAAGGGGCUUCACCAUCUCCUGCUGUCUCUCUCAACCUGCAAAUAAAAAAAUGUUGUUCUUCUCUUAUUUCAAAGAGUUGGUGGGGAGAGAAGUGACGGUGGAGCUGAAGAAUGACCUUGCAAUCAGAGGAACACUGCACUCGGUGGAUCAGUAUCUCAACAUUAAGCUCGAGAAUACUAGGGUUGUCGACCAGGACAAGUACCCUCACAUGAUGUCAGUGAGGAACUGUUUUAUUAGGGGAUCAGUUGUGAGAUACGUUCAACUACCCCCAGAGGGAGUCGAUGUUGAACUGCUGCAUGAUGCCACCAGAAGGGAAGCUCGUGGCGGCUGAAGUUGAUUCAGUUCAGACAACUGCUUAAAGAAAGGCCUGGUGGAGCACUGACAUGUUGCGUCAUUUUUUUUCGCUAUCUUUUACCGGUGCCUUCUUUAUGACAGGUUCAAGAAGGCGUCUCCUAUUAGACCGCAGUUCCGCUCUAUGAAACAUCCUGGACAAGUGCAAAGUAGUGUUUUCUUUCUCGUUUUUUUUAAUCAUAUACAGUGCAUUUUAGUUGAAAUUGGGGACAUCCAGAACCUUGGCAUCACCAAGAGAGGAUCAUCUAUGCAAUGCGCGCCUCUUUACCCUA
Pyrus x bretschneideri (Chinese white pear) is the source of this 733-nucleotide messenger RNA. Its product is annotated as sm-like protein LSM2. NCBI's taxonomy places the organism in Eukaryota, Viridiplantae, Streptophyta, Magnoliopsida, Rosales, Rosaceae. The transcript is spliced from 3 exons. Gene Ontology annotation, cellular component: catalytic step 2 spliceosome; U4/U6 x U5 tri-snRNP complex; precatalytic spliceosome. The record is from RefSeq and is a predicted model, not a curated record. Gene Ontology annotation, molecular function: RNA binding. Bases 160 to 441 code for a protein of 93 amino acids. Gene Ontology annotation, biological process: mRNA splicing, via spliceosome.